UUGCGCACCGAACGGCUACCAGUUGCGUAUUUUCAUCGCUAAGUUUAACUGAUUGUUUUGCGACGCGGCUACAAACUUGUAAGAUGGUCACAAUAGGAGAAGCGUUCACGCCGGCUGACGGUGUAAUCUAUUCGGCGUCCAAUGUAAAGCUGAAGAUUGGUAACAGUAUCAUUCCUUCACCGGGUUCACUGUAUUUAACCGAGAGCUCAUGCGUCUGGAGUUGUGAGGAUCGAAAUAGCAGCAUCUGCAUUCCAUGGCCACGGGUGGGCGUACACGCCAUCUCGUCCGUGCCGGGGGAGGGCAUCUUUGUGAUGGUGGACAUAAACCUCGUCUGGCCCGGCUUUUACGAGGGCCGACCGGAGAACAAUGGCAACGCGCAUCCGGAGGAGGAACAGGGCGAAGACGACGAAGGUCACGAUUCCGAAGGUUCCGAGUCGGCGAUGACGGAAAUGUGGUUCCAGCCUGCUAGCUCCGAUAUCGUGGAACAAAUCUUCAGUGCCAUGCGGGAAUGCCAGAGCCUGAACCCCGGUACGGAUGUGAGCGAGGACGAAGACUACAUGGAAGCGGAAGAGGACGACCUGCAGGAGGUGGGCGAUAUGCGAAAUCUGCAGCUCGAUGAUGAGGAUAAAUUCGCGGAUGCCGAGGAAUAACCAUGCACGGUGUGAUUUGCGGGCGUCUGUGACAAGCGAAUCUUGCUUGAGAGCAAAGAAAAGGCGUCCAGCUUGUUUGCUGUGAUGAACACUCUCAUUUAAGUCAUGCGGCGAAAAUUAUGCAAAAUGCACUCGAGUUGCCAUUUCAAAUCAUCGCAAGUCGUCUACAUUAUACACUCUCAAAUUAAGGGAAGCUCUGAGCACAUUAGAAUAUGGAUUUGCUAAAAAAAAAUCAUGUUGGUGAUAAGUUGAAUUAACAAUGAAAUGUAAUAAAAUCAUCAUAUCCUUAUU
This is a messenger RNA of Anopheles nili, 941 nucleotides long. It is a transcript of the gene icln, whose product is annotated as methylosome subunit pICln. Gene Ontology annotation, cellular component: spliceosomal complex; cytosol. Bases 84 to 650 code for a protein of 188 amino acids. The transcript has 3 exons. Gene Ontology annotation, biological process: mRNA cis splicing, via spliceosome. Lineage: Eukaryota; Metazoa; Arthropoda; Insecta; Diptera; Culicidae. The record is from RefSeq and is a predicted model, not a curated record.